AGCGAGUCAGUAUGUCUCUAACGCUCGUGAGGUGAAGAGGUGUGUGACUUGCCGCUGCUGGCGAGUGUGACGUGUACCGCAUAUCGUUGGAAUAAUACCGUUCCCAGUGUAUCAGCCAUCAGGUUCGGUCGCGCCAUCCUCCUCGUCUCCAGGAUGGGUGACGGCAGCAGCUCCCGCCCCCUCAAGAUCACCGUGGUGGGUGACGGCACCGUCGGCAAGACCUGCCUCCUCAUCUCCUACACGUCGGGGGAGUUCCCUGUGGAAUACGUGCCAACAGUGUUCGACAACUAUGCAGGUUCUCACACAGUAGAAGGGCGAUCGUAUGCUAUGACGUUGUGGGAUACAGCAGGACAGGAAGAGUACGAGAGAUUGCGUCCACUCUCUUAUCCCGGGACACAUGUGUUCAUAGUGUGCUUUGCGCUUGACAAUCGUGCCAGUUUUGAGAAUGUAUCAUCGAAAUGGCUGCCAGAGUUAAAGCAACAUUGCCCAAAAGCACCAGUGGUCCUAGUUGGUACCAAAAAGGAUGUGAGGAACCUGAAUGUGCUGAGUCCAAGAGAUGGGAAGAAGCUUUGCAAGAAAUGCAGCCUCUCCAAAUAUGUAGAGUGCUCUGCAAAGACACAGGAAGGAGUGCAAGAGGUCUUCACAUAUGCAACAAUGGCUGCUGUAGGCUUAACACCAAGGCAACGACCCUGUGUUAUUAUGUAGUAUCAGCUCUAUAAUUAUUGUUAAAAAACUGUUGCCAACUCAGAGUAGGGCAGGCAAAUAAUGUAUCUGACAUGUUUUUGUAGACGAUAUUGUUCAGAACUCAUGUGAAUAUCGUUUGUUAAUUAUAAAAAUACUCAGUUGAGGUUUUUCUUUCUGAUAUAUUGGAGUUCAAUAUUCACACAAAAAAAAGCAUGAAUGAAAUUAUGUAUAUUUUCAGGUGACAAAAUGUUGAAUAUUUUGUAAAAAAUGGAUGUACAAAAGACAGAUAGAAAAGAAAGUUUAUGGGGUUAUUACCAUUUGUAUAUUUACUUGUUAUUAGCAAAUUUAUAAAACCAUUUGAUAUAAUGGAAAAUAUCUUUCUAAUUAUUCACUGCAUUAUGAUUCAGUUACAAAAGGUUUUAGUUUGUUUAUUAAUGAAAUUUAAUGUUCUGUGAGAAAUUAAUUAUCAAUAGGUUAGUCUGGAGGUAAAUAAACCUUAGUUAUGUAUGAUAAGAACUUGGUUAAAAACGUUUGCAGUUGUUAUAAAUGGAAAUACAGAAACGCAUAAAUUGCUUUUUUAUUGGUCACAGCAUUUUUUACAAAUGAUUGUUGCUUUUUUAUCAUAAUAAAAUUGCAGAAGGGUUUCACUGGUUCUUCAUAGGUUACUUUCUAUGUUUACUGUCAUAUGGAUUAAAGACUAAUGUAUUCAUGCUUUGAUAACCUCAGAAGUUACCAAGACUAAUUAUAUGUCUUCUAUAUGGAUUUUCUGUUGUUUAUAUUUAGAUAAUGGAAAAUAAAGAAUUAAAAAGUAUACAUAUGUAUCUUAGAUGAGUGUCAGAGCAACAUCAGUUGAGCAACUUUGGAGAAAUGGCUAGGUAAAGUAAAGGUGGCCAAAUGUUCUUUUAGAACUUAAUUAUUUAUUUGUUUUAGAAACAUAGAAAAUCUAAGUGGUAGUAGUUACUUUUUCUUUUCAUGCCAGAGUAGACAGAAGUAGGACUUGGAAGAUAUGCAGUGCAUAUACAGUUUUUUUAGUGGUAGCAAAGGGGACCAAAUGUAUAUGAUAUGAUAAACAAUGUAAAUUUUGUUUUGCAUUUGAAAAGACAAGCUAUAUAUUUAUUAUCUAUUAGAUGUAAGAAAAAUAGUCACAUGAUUGGUAUGUUUCCAUACUUAAUACAAUUAUAAAAAUACCAAAAAACAGAAUUUUGCUUUACUGAGACUAAAGCAUAUGCAUACUUUUAGCUAGUGGCCUUGAUUCAGGUAAUGCCUUUAGAGCAUUAUAAAAUACCCAUUUCAUUAACACUGCACUUGGAGAGUAGAUUAGUGUAGCUUUGGCAUUACUUUUUUGAAGAGAUUAGAAUAUAUAUUAUAUAUAUAUAGAAAAAGAAUAUCACUGAUGUAAAUUUUACCAAUUAAUUUAGGUAUUUAGAUAUAACAGGUCAUACUAUUUCAGUUACCAAGGACAUGCUACUGGAAAAAUUCUAAAUUCUUAUGUAUGUACUUCCACUGAUGUGAUAAAUAUGUUAUGCAGUUAAAGAAAAAAGUCAGGCUAUUAUUGCUUUCUUGGAAUAGAAAUGCAUUUUCUAACAUACAAACAGGUCAUUGAAAUGCUUUUGUUGGUCUCUUGGAUAAACAAAUACUAUUCAUCAUUCAUCAGGACAGUGGAAACACAAUAGUGCCUUAUCACAGUUUAUAUAUUAAUUUGCAUUUUAAUUCUAUAGCCUAGUUCUCUUCCAUUUAGUCGGCUCUAAUAUGUAUAAUUGUUACAUGGAUGCAACUGCUAAAAUUUGGUUGAAUAAUUAAUGAAAAGUUGUUUAUAAAUGUGGCUCUCUCUUACCAGUUCAGAUAAUUAGAGUUAACAGAUAUUGUUUUGAUUAACAAGAUAAAGUUGAUAAAGUAAGCAAGAUUAUGAUAAGAUUAUAUAAGUUUGCUUCUCAGAAAUGCAAACAGCAGUGUGUUUUAUAAAAAAAAUAAUGAUUUACUGAUAAAAUACUUAGCAACUGAAAUAGGUUAAUAGUGUCUUAUUUAUCUAUUAAUCUAUUUCAUCAACUUUGAAUCUGAAAAUAAAUGCAUAGAUAAAUAGUGAAUGGAAAAAAAAAAACAAAUUAAUAAAGAAAUAUAUAAAUAAAUUGAUAACCAUACCCAGAGGUUAACACACACUUAUUUAUACAUUAUAUGAUGGAAAAGCUAAAUUACACAGUCCAGUGGGAAGGCAGGAUGGCAGUUUUAAAUUAAAACUAGAUAUCUUUGUCAGGUUUGGAAGAAUAAGUCCUCUUCCUCCUCAAAUAACAAUGUAAAAUCAAAUCUGAUAUGACAUUGUCAUCUGAACUUUCAAAUAAAACUGUUUGAUUAUUAUAUAUUCAUUAUUGUUUCUGCUGUUGGGGUUACUGUAUGUGUCUGAGAGGAUUUAUCAAGUCCUUUGAUACGUAUAUAAGUAUUUUUUGUUCAGUGUUCAUUGUUCUGUGAGGUGUGUACCACUGCAAAGCUAACUUGAUAUGUAUUAAAGACUGGGUCCUUGUUUUUUUAUUAAUCCAUCAUAAAUAUAGUUUCAUUUCUUCAGUCACAGUAGAGCACUUAGUCAUUAACAAAUGUGUAAGAUAUAGUCUUUGAAAUUUUAUUCUAUACUCUAACCUAAAGUCAUGAUCUAAUAGUAGAGUUUACUGUGCACAGAAAUACAUUUCUGUCAACAAAGACCAAAUUAUAAUCUACUCAUAGUAGUUAUACAGGAGGAAGAUUGUUAUGCAUCCUUAAAUAAAUAGAAGCGACAGUGGAUCUGACUGACUUUGGAUAUUUUUAUUGUGACAUCGAGUUUUAAGAGAUAUAUUUUGUUAGGCUGUAUAUUGAAAUUAAGAAUAUAUGACCCAGUCUUUGAAAUUGUCAAACCCUUGUAAAUCAGGAAAUCAUGUGAUAUAUAUUCAUGAGAUAAGAUUUUUCAUGCGAAUAAGCAAAAUAGACAGGGGAUACAUUAAAUGAUGAAGGAUAAAAAAAAGCACUUAGCCCACAAAGCCUGUAUUGUUUCAUGGAUGUUCAUCACUCCAGCACAAAUGUAAUUACUUAAAUUUUCAAGUGCUACUAAUAGCACAAGACCUUGAGGAGUGUUUAUAGUGCACUUACUUGAAAUUUAGUAUUUCUACAUAUACUGAAAUACUUCAUGUUUCAUGUUGCCAUUCUUCAAUUUUUAUUUGUCUAUUUUGUUUUGUUGGUUUUGCUGCUGAGACACUUAAGCUUCAUCGUUGGGAAGAGUUAUUUCUUUAGAUCUUUAGUUUCAGUUCCAGAGCCAUGUUUGGAAAGAAAAAGCUUGAAACUUAUCUUUUGUUUUGAGAGAAUUUGAUGUCAUAGUAUUACAGACAUGUAUGUGUGUGUGUAUAUUUCAUAUACAUAUAAGUGUACACACAUUUGUAUACUAUUUCAAGUUGAAUAGUCUUUGACUGUGGCCACUGUGCUUCUGUAAAUAAACAUGUUGAAUUUUUUUGCUUUCAGAAA
This is a messenger RNA of Penaeus chinensis, 4164 nucleotides long. RefSeq names its product ras-related protein ced-10-like. The record is from RefSeq and is a predicted model, not a curated record. Gene Ontology annotation, biological process: small GTPase-mediated signal transduction. Lineage: Eukaryota; Metazoa; Arthropoda; Malacostraca; Decapoda; Penaeidae. Bases 154 to 705 code for a protein of 183 amino acids. The transcript is spliced from 5 exons. Gene Ontology annotation, molecular function: GTP binding; GTPase activity.